Messenger RNA from Orycteropus afer afer, 333 nucleotides. Lineage: Eukaryota; Metazoa; Chordata; Mammalia; Tubulidentata; Orycteropodidae. The record is from RefSeq and is a predicted model, not a curated record.
AUGUGGCUGCAGAACCUGUUUCUCCUGGCCACUGUGGCCUGCAGCAUUUCCGCACCCACAAACAACACGGGCACCCAGACCCUAAACCUCAGUGAGGCCAUCCAGGAGGCUCUACACAUCUUAACAAACAGUAAUGACACUGCUGCUGUGAAGGAAAAAGCAACGGUUGUCUCAGGAAUGUUAGACCCCCAGGCACCAAUAUGCCUGCAGACACAGCUGGAACUGUACAAGCAGGCCCUGAGGGCCAACUUCACCAGGCUCAAAGUCCUUCUGAACACAAUGGCUGAAUACUAUAGGGAGCAAUGCCCCCCUACUCUGUGUGACCUCCUCUGA